Amphibalanus amphitrite is the source of this 2244-nucleotide messenger RNA. Its product is annotated as proton channel OtopLc-like. The record is from RefSeq and is a predicted model, not a curated record. NCBI's taxonomy places the organism in Eukaryota, Metazoa, Arthropoda, Thecostraca, Balanomorpha, Balanidae. Gene Ontology annotation, cellular component: membrane. Gene Ontology annotation, molecular function: proton channel activity. Gene Ontology annotation, biological process: proton transmembrane transport. The transcript has 12 exons. Bases 108 to 1907 code for a protein of 599 amino acids.
ACCCGCGCGGACGGGCAGACGCACAGCGGCGAGUGAGCGCAGUCGCGUGGUCUGAGAGAGGGUUGUCCGAGACGGUGACUGUCGGUGCUCGCAUAUCUGUGCCAGAAAUGGACACAUCAGUCGAUUCGGAUAAAAAGGAAUCUUUGGAAGACAGUUCUUCAUCUUCUUCGAACUCAUGGCCAGUCAAGAAUUCAAAGACGGCGUCGUUCCGCGUGCUGUCUCUAGUGUACGCCAAACUGUUGGUGGUCGUGUGCAUCGCCUUCCUUAUCUCCGAGAUCGUCACCACCAACGUCCCGCUUCACUAUUACGAGGGUUUCUUCGCGUACAUGUACGGCGGCAGCAUCCUGUUCCUCAGCUAUGUGUUUGUCUACCUGCUGAGAGAACCCUCGGGACGGACCGGAGCCGCGGGCAGCAGGGACUGCAACACACUCUUCUGGAACAAGUGGCGAAGCCGGGGCUCUCCGGUGGAAGUGAGCCUGAACAACAUCAACGGCUCUCAUGCGGAGACGCGCGGAGCCAGCGUUGCGCGUCUGCGAAAGGCCCGAACCAGCGACAACGACCACAGCCACGGAGGCUUCUUCCUGCGCGUGGGGGCCAUCGCGUUUGGCCUUGGAGCUAUGGUGUACAACGGCCUAGAGCUGGGAUCCUAUUUCGAGCUGCCGAAUGACUCGGACUGUCGGAAGAUCCUCCUGGCUGUGAAUCCAUGCCUCCAGGCCACAUUUACUUUCAUGCAGAUGUACUUCAUCUUCGCCAACCCAAAGCUGAACAUCCACAAGCUGAAGCUGGUGGCCCGGUUCGGUCUGAUGCACGUGGUGGCAACGAACGUGUGCGUGUGGGUGCGCACUCUGGUCCGUGAAAGUCUGCGCGUGUUUGUGGAGUACGCCGAGGAGGGCGAGCGCCACGGGGACGAGGAUCACUCCGGCGAACGCGAAGACCACGAGGCGAUUGAGGAUUUUUCAUCAUUCGUCAGAACCUACGGGUUCCGUUUCACAGGAGUGGCGAGCGUGGCCGGCCGCCGAGGGAACCAGACGUGCGGCAGGGUGAACAUCAUGGGCUCGAUCGUCAGCGACGCCUCGCCCUACCUGUUCCCGCUCAUCAUCGAGUACUCGCUGAUCGGCGCCACGGUGCUGUUCGUCAUGUGGAGACAUGUCGGCCGCUGUCCGCGCUACGUGUCCACGGACAGCGACGACCGGUCCAGCGCCGGCGAACGGCGACCGACGGCUGGAAAGGUGGACUGUGUGGGCGUCUCGAAGGGUCUGUUCGCCGGCCUGCUGGUGGUCGCGGCCAUCGUCAUCAGUCUGGUGCUGUUCUUCGUGCUGGUGGGACGCGACGACCACCGGCGGCUAGCGAUCCUCCUGGCCGACACCAGCCACGCAACCAUCCUCGUGCUGAUGGUGUUCACCUGCCUGGCCGGAUUCAUCAAAUGUCGUCAGCUAAAGUUUGCCUACGACAAGCCGGACGACCUGGAUACGAUUCUGCUGCGUAUCUCCGGCUUCGGCCUGUUCCUGUACUCGACGUUCUGCCUGAUCGCCGCCGCCCUGUCGCCGCAGAAGAACGUCUCCAGCGUCCUGCUGCUCAUCACCUCGCUGCUGGUUGUCAUCCAGGUGCUGGCACAGCUGGUCUUCAUCUCGGACGUCAUGAAGCGUUCUGUGUACCUGCCCGAGCACGACCGGACCAAACCUGGCCGACAGCUGGUCACGUUUCUUCUGCUCUGCAAUCUGGCACUCUGGGUUGUCUACACCAUGGAAAUCGACAAAGUGGACGCCAACCCUGUCCAGCUGCAUUUCUACGGGCCGCUGCCGUGGGCGGUGAUCCUGCGCGCCACCCUGCCACUGGCCAUCUUCCACCGCUUCCACUCCACCGUGGUGCUGGCGGAAGUGUGGAAGUCUAGCUACAGGCUCCAGUGAACCGCCUGACGCCGAACGCACUCAUGCACUGCUGCUAUCAUCCGCGCGCAUUAUGUCUUUGUAGCGCUAACCCAACGUGCCACUCGCGCUGAAUGUCAUUACUAAGUGUGGUGAUUCAUGAUCUGUUUGUUGAUCUGAACGGCAUGGUCCGUGCCAUGCGCCAUAGGACCAUCAAACAAGACAAGGUGGCGCAUGGAUAACGCAUUUUUACAGCGUUUUUAUAUUCUUCCUUUUACAAAUUGUGACGCAUUGCCGAAAGAAAAGUUGUUCAACCAUGGCCUGUCAAUUGGUUUACACUGUUUUUAGUUGCCAAUAUUACAUGCGUAGUGUGCGGUGU